Messenger RNA from Penicillium concentricum, 3708 nucleotides. Its product is annotated as putative DUF221 domain protein. Gene Ontology annotation, cellular component: plasma membrane. The coding region runs from base 1 to 3708 and encodes 1235 amino acids. Gene Ontology annotation, molecular function: calcium-activated cation channel activity. The record is from RefSeq and is a predicted model, not a curated record. The transcript has 3 exons. NCBI's taxonomy places the organism in Eukaryota, Fungi, Ascomycota, Eurotiomycetes, Eurotiales, Aspergillaceae.
AUGCCUUCGGGCUUGGAGGAGGCGCUGGAACACACCGGUGGCCACGGCCGAACCGCUGAAGGUGUCUCAAUCUCGACCUUCCUGGCGUCGCUGGCGACAGCCAUCGCUGUCUUCGUUGUUGAAUUUCUCCUCUUUCUGUUACUCAAGGGUAAACUAAGCCGUAUAUACCAACCGCGAACCUAUUUGGUACCAGAUAGAGAGCGUACAACCCCAUCACCCCCAGGUCUCUUCCGUUGGAUUGUCCCAGUUUUUCGUACCUCCAGCUCGGAAUUCAUCCAAAAAUGUGGGCUAGAUGCAUACUUCUUCCUGCGCUAUCUACGCAUGCUUCUGAAGAUCUUCGUUCCUCUGGGCCUCAUGAUCUUACCGGUUCUACUCCCAAUCAAUCAGGUUGGUGGCAAGGGCCAAACAUACGAACAUGGUCACUCGGGCAAUAAGUAUGCCGUCACUGGUCUGGAUCGGUUAGCAUGGGGUAACGUAACCCCCGAGCACACGAGUCGGUACUGGGCUCAUUUGAUAAUGGCCGUGAUUGCCAUUAUCUAUGUCUGUGCUGUGUUCUUUGAUGAACUUCGGAAUUACAUUCGCCUGCGACAGGCCUACCUAACGUCUCCCCAGCAUCGACUCCGUGCUUCUGCUACCACCGUCCUCGUUACUUCUAUUCCUCCUGAUUGGCUCAACAUGGAUGCUCUUGAUAGGCUUUUCGAUGUUUUCCCUGGAGGCGUGCGCAACAUCUGGCUCAACCGCAACUUCGACGACUUGAAUGAGAAAGUCAAAGCGCGAAACAAUUUUGCCCUCAAGCUUGAGAGCGCCGAGACGGAUCUGAUUGCAAAAUGCAAAAAGUCGCAGCUUAAAAAGGCCAAGGCGGAGGCAAAGAAGGCCGGCAAAAGCCAGUCAAGCGCAGAGAAACAAGAAAAAAAGGCGGCCGACAAACGGGCGUCCCAAAUAGCUAUCGGUCCUGGUAUCAGCUCCGGUAAUCCUCAUCAGGCCCACACGGUACGAGAAAUGCUCCACGGACAACCAGAAGGUCCCCAAGAGAAACGGUCACAGGACGGACCUCGACGGGUGUUUGACCCUGCCUUUGCCGCCGCUGAGGUGGUUGGCCAAGGGGUGGGAAAACUGGGCAAGACAGUGCUUGGGGGCUUCAAGAAGGUCGAGCACGGCUUCGAGAAGCCCUUGGCUCGAACCGGGGGCUUUGUUGCCACUACAGACAAUAUCCUCCCGCCUCGUUCAAAUACUCCCCCGCGCCCCGAUCAUUCUGCAAUGACAGACAUAACCGCGCCUCAUGCAGACACUCCUCCAGUCCCAGACCCUCUUGCCUCUGGUAGCCAGUCUGCUACAACGCCCACCAAACCCGUAGGGCUGCGGCGAAGUCAGCACUUGAGUUUGAAAGGCAAGAGACUACCUGGACUGGAUUCAGGACAGGAUGCAGGCCAGGAUGACACCACGUGCUGUGAUCCAACGACUCCGGCGAAGCCACCAUUCUGGAGGCGGAUGUCCUCUCAUCCAAAAUCGCAGGGUGUGCGCGAGGCUGACGAAUACCCACUGACUGCACCUGAAACCCCUGUAACAGAUGCACACCAUCAUAGCUCCAACAAACCGAGCAAGGACGAAAACCCCAAAGAUGGUCGAAAGGAGGGGGACAAAAUGGAAGGAGAAAAAUACCCCGUCGCCUACAAUGAAAAUUUCGACAAUGAAGACUACGGAGAGCCGCUGUGGAAAGAAUACAUUCGGCCAAAAGACAGAGAUACCAUGCGUUUACCCAUAUUUGGUUGGAGUUGGAUGCCUUCGCUUUGGCUUCUAGGCCAAAAGGUUGACACCAUCGAUUAUUGUCGAAAGGAGCUCGCUCGUCUGAAUCUGGAGAUCGAAAUCGACCAACAGCACCCUGAGCGGUUCCCUUUGAUGAACUCGGCAUUCAUCCAGUUCAACCACCAAGUCGCUGCCCACAUGGCCUGCCAAUCUGUCAGCCAUCACCUCCCCAAGCAGAUGGCACCCCGAGUCGUGGAAAUCUCUCCUGACGAUGUCAUUUGGGAUAACAUGUCAAUCAAAUGGUGGGAACGAUACCUGCGUUCCUUCGGCAUCAUCACACUAGUUUGUGCAAUGGUCGUUGGAUGGGCGUUCCCAGUCGCGUUCACCGGACUACUCUCGCAAUUGGCAUACCUGGAGGGUGCAUUCACGUGGCUGGCCUGGCUUGGCAAGCUGCCAAACUGGUUCAUCUCAGCCAUCCAGGGUAUUCUUCCUGCGAUGUGUUUGGCUAUUCUGAUGGCACUGCUCCCCCUCAUCCUUCGCUUCUUGAGCCGCACGCAAGGCCUCUUCACUGGCAUGUCCAUCGAGCUCACUGUCCAAAAUUAUUACUUUGCCUUCCUGUUUGUGCAGCUGUUCUUGGUCGUAACCAUCGCUUCCAGUUUCUCGACAAUCAUUGAGAACGUCACUGAUGUGACCAGCUGGCCGCAACUCCUUGCAGUGAACAUCCCGAAGUCUAGUAACUACUUCUUCUCUUACAUGAUUCUACAAGCCAUGUCUGUGAGCGCUGGUGCUCUUGUACAGAUCUUUGGCCUAGUGAGCUGGUUCAUCUUAGCUCCUAUUAUGGACUCUACUGCCCGGAAGAAGUGGGCACGAACAACAAACCUCAACCAGAUGCAAUGGGGCACGUUCUUCCCUGUCUAUACCACCCUAGCCUCUAUUGGUUUGAUUUACUGUGUGAUCGCACCGCUAAUUCUGGUUUUCAACAUCAUCACCUUCGGCCUGUUCUGGUUCGUCUAUCGCUAUAACACACUCUAUGUCACCAAGUUUCGCUUUGACACCGGUGGCCUUCUUUUCCCCCGAGCCAUUAACCAGCUAUUCACUGGAAUUUACAUUAUGGAGGUCUGCCUGAUCGGCUUGUUCUUCUUGGUUCGGGACGCGGAUAACGAGGUCGCCUGCAAGGGACAGGCUAUUUGCAUGAUCGUUGUUCUAAUCCUGACGGCCGGUUACCAAAUUCUGCUCAACGAAGCGUUCAGUCCACUGAUCAGGUAUCUGCCUAUCACCUUGGAAGAUGAUGCUCUUCGACGUGAUGAUGAGUUCCGUCGUGCUCAGCACGCUCGCCUCGGUAUCGCUCUUGAUGAUGACGAUGACGAGGAUGGUGACAUUGAACACACCCUCGCUAAGCAUGAACAUCAAGAGCGCCAGCACAAUAAGGAGCUACGAGAAGACAUCGAACUGAAACCGCUGGAGACCAGUAUCCCCGACCAGACGCGACACAAUUCGGAUCUCCUGUCAACACCGAAGCUUGGAGGCAAACGUCCAUCAUGGGCCUCUAACUCAUCAAAUCGGAAAUCUAAAUAUUUCGGUCAGAACUCAACCCCCACCACGCCGACACUACGGAAUAUGCGGGAAAAGAUGGCCCAAGACACUGAGGCCCAGGGGCCGGGCCCCAACACAGUUGGCCAAGCCCUCUUUGCUGGUAUCCACGAUGAAUUGGAGGAUCUCACGCCCGAUGAGCGUGACCAGCUGGUGCAACGUGCCUUCCAGCACGAGGCCCUUCGCGCCAAGCGGCCUGUCAUCUGGAUUCCCCGUGAUGAUCUGGGUGUAAGCGAUGACGAAGUCUACCGAACACAAAGAUUCAGCAAACAUGUAUGGAUCAGCAAUGAGUACCAGGCCCUAGACGGCAAGUGUCGGACGAUCUUCAGUCGCAGUCCUCCAGAUUUCUCAGAGGUGGAUUUGAUUCAGCUGUGA